Messenger RNA from Pseudozyma flocculosa PF-1, 1974 nucleotides. RefSeq lists its product as uncharacterized. Bases 1 to 1974 code for a protein of 657 amino acids. Gene Ontology annotation, biological process: cellular response to biotic stimulus. The record is from RefSeq and is a predicted model, not a curated record. The transcript is spliced from 2 exons. NCBI's taxonomy places the organism in Eukaryota, Fungi, Basidiomycota, Ustilaginomycetes, Ustilaginales, Ustilaginaceae.
AUGGAGGACCACGGCAACGACGUCGGCGGUGUCCCCGCCGGCUUCCAGAAGCUCGCCCAGAACCUUAGCCUCGACCAGCACGGCCUCGCAGAGCCCGUAGACGUGCCCCACCUCUACGAAUCUCACCACGCCCAGCAGUCGUCCGGCCCUGCCGUCCCUGCCGCCGCCUCCGCUGUCACGGCCGACGACGUCGCUGCCAUUGCCGCCAACAUUGACGCGCCCCCGGCUUCCCUCUCGACCCCGGCCGUCCCUGCCGCCACCGCUGCGCCUGCCCACGACGACAACGUCGACGUCCUUGACAAGGCCGGCGCUGCUGCCUUCGCCGCUCCGCCUGCCCACGACGACGACGUCGACGUCCUCGACAAGGCCGGCGCUGCUGCCGUCGCUGUCCCCCGCGAGCCCGUCGCGCAGCCCUCGCCCGCCGUCGCCGCCGCUGCCAUGCAGCUCCCCUCCCGCUCCUCGGCCUCGACCUCCGCCGCCGCUGCCACCAAGAGCGGCCCCGCCGAGGCCAAGAUGGCGCCCGGUGGAAAAGUCAGGCUGACCAACUACCCGACGAUCGCCAACGCUCCGCUGCCCGCCGAGGGCAACGGCACCUUCAACAACUACCACCUCGCCGCCCUCAUCUUCUUCGCCCCCGCCGUCGUGCUCCGCAUCGUCCCCUUUGUCAACCCCAAGUGGUUCGGCUGGUUCUCGUACUUUGUCCUCAUGGCCGUCUUUGGCCUCCCCGUCACCAUCGCCUACUGGAUCGCCGUGGCCAAGUUUGGCCCGCGCAUCAACGAAAAGGUGGCGCUGCCCGGCCGCCCCAUCGAGCACUACAUGGACAUCCGCGACCCGGAGCUGCGCGCAAAGUACCACGGCAACAACAAGAUCCCCUACCAGACGUUCCACGACGCCUACUUUGCGGGCAAGAUUGAGCCCAAGAUGGACUACCUCGAGCUGCUCGAGUACCGCGCCGACUGGUGCUCGUUUGUCCUCACCUGGGACCAGUUCCGCUUCGUCCUCUUCCAGAUGGUGCCCGAGGUCAUCAUGCACACGGCCAAGCAGGACGAGACCCAGAUCCAGGACAACUACGACCGCGGCGACGACUUCUACGCCUGGUUCCUCGGCCCGCAGAUGAUCUACACGUCAGGCAUCAUCUCGGACCCGCACCGCAAGGAGACGCUCGAGGAGCUGCAGGACAACAAGCUCAACCUCGUGUGCUCCAAGCUGGCCCUCAAGCCCUCGGACCGCGUCCUCGACAUUGGCUGCGGCUGGGGCACCUUUGCCGCGUUCGCCGCCAAAAACUACGGCUGCGACGUGACGGGCGUGACGCUGGCAAAGACCCAGACGCGCUUCGGCAACGACCGCCUGCGCAAGAACGGCAUCGACCCUUCGCAGGCGCGCAUCCUCAACCUCGACUACCGCGACAUCCCCGUCCAGCCGGGCCACUACAACAAGAUUAUCUCGCUCGAGAUGGCCGAGCACGUCGGCAUCCGCCACUAUGGCAAGUUCCUCCGCGACGUCUACACGCUCCUCGACGACGACGGCGUCUUUGUCUUCCAGGUGGCCGGCCUGCGACCGGCGUGGCAGCACGGCGGCCUCCACUGGGGCAUCUUUAUGAACCGCGACGUCUUCCCGGGCGCCGACGCGUCGCUGCCGCUGGGCUGGGUCGUGACGCAGCUGGAAAAGGCCGGCUUCGAGAUCCGCUCGGUCGACGUGGCGGGCGUCCACUACAGCGCCACGAUCCUGCGCUGGGCCGAGAACUGGGAGUCGAACCGCGCCCAGGUGGUGGCCAAGUACGGCGAGGAAAUGUUCCGCCGCUGGCGCCACUUUUUGUGGUCGAGCGUCAUUGUGGCGCGCGAGGGCGACAGCAGCGUCUUCCAGUUUGUGCUGCACAAGAACCUCAACGCCUUCCACCGCAUCGAGGGCGUCGAGAGCCACGGCGGCCUCCUGCCGCGCCCGCCCAUUGCCAACUUUACCAGCGUGUACAAGUAG